Molecule: messenger RNA, 1016 nt
Organism: Fulmarus glacialis (Northern fulmar)
Lineage: Eukaryota; Metazoa; Chordata; Aves; Procellariiformes; Procellariidae
Gene: MRPL15
Product: mitochondrial ribosomal protein L15
Exons: 4
Biological process (GO): translation
Cellular component (GO): mitochondrial large ribosomal subunit
Molecular function (GO): structural constituent of ribosome
Source: RefSeq, a predicted model, not a curated record
GAGAGAAGACGUGGCCGUGGAAGAUACGGAGGUAGGAAGUGUGGUCGAGGUCACAAAGGAGAAAGACAAAGAGGAAAUCGCCCCCGAUUAGGCUUUGAGGGUGGUCAAACUCCAUUUUACUUGGCCAUACCAAAAUACGGGUUUAAUGAGGGACAUAGCCUCAGACGUCAGUAUCAACCGCUCAGUCUUCAGAGGCUGCAGUACCUGAUUGAUUUGGGUAGAGUUGACCCCACGCAACCGAUUGACUUAACACAGCUCACUAAUGCCAGAGGUGUAACAGUGCAGCCUCUCAAAAGGGAUUAUGGUGUACAGCUGGUGGAGGAGGGUGCUAAUAUCUUUUCAGCAAAAGUAAAUAUUGAAGUGCAGAGGGCAUCUGAAUUAGCAAUUGCAACGAUAGAAAAAAAUGGAGGUGUUGUAACAACAUCGUUCUAUGAUCCAAGGAGUUUGGAAAUUUUGUGUAAGCCAGUAGUAUUUUUUCUGCGUGGCCAGCCUAUUCCAAAGCGAAUGCUUCCACCGGAAGAUCUAGUCCGUUACUACACAGAUGCCAGGAAUCGUGGGUACCUGGCAGAUCCAUCUAAGGUUGCAGAAGCCAGGCUUGAACUUGCCAAGAAAUACGGUUAUGUCUUACCAGACAUAACUAAGGAUGAACUCUUCAAAAUGUUAAGCGCACGCAAGGAUCCUAGACAGAUAUUUUUUGGUCUUGCCCCAGGAUGGAUCGUAAACAUGGCAGACAAGAAAAUUCUAAAACCAACUGAUGAGAAGCUGUUAAAAUACUAUAGCUCAUGAAUUGAGGACUGGAGACAACUGCAGGUGUACAGGAAACAUCUGGGUAUGAAAUAAUGGAUACAAAGUGAUGUUUGUUUUUUUUAAGACUCCUGUUAUACUAGACAAAACACAAAUUUUUGUUUAUGUAAUCUUCUGCUGUAGCUCUCAACUUUUUUAUUGUCAUAAUACAAUGUAUGAAAAGUCUUAACAUUUGGAAACAGCGUAGUGUCUGACAUAAAGUGUGUGUUUGG